Auanema sp. JU1783 is the source of this 1059-nucleotide messenger RNA. NCBI's taxonomy places the organism in Eukaryota, Metazoa, Nematoda, Chromadorea, Rhabditida, Rhabditidae. The record is from the annotation of a GenBank genome assembly.
AUGAGGUCGUGUUCUCGUCAACUUAGUUUUUGUAUCAUAAUCGUCACAAUAUUCAUUUGUAUCGUAGAAUUAUCUAAAUGGUCUUCAUGUGGAUUAGACCAAACACCCAAGCCCUCUCACGAUUUCUGUUUAGAUGGAUUUUUAGAAAGCACUAGAGCAGGAGCUAAUGUUGGUGAUGUUAUGUUUGAGUUGAUGUCUUUCAUAUCUUUGGCAUACGAUACUAAUAGAGCACCUGUAAUGACAGAUGUAGCUACCAAAGAAGGAGUUGAAAAGAUAUUAAAAGUAUAUCCUGAGAUUAGUCGAUAUCUUUUUAAUGCUCAUAACGCAAGCUACUGUUCUUGUCCCAAUUUGGUUAUUGUCCAAAAUAAAAAAUGUUGUAGUCAUGAUUCAAGUUUAGAUCAAUACAUAAGUAAACAACGAGAAACUACAAUUCAAGUUAAGUUUUCCAACUCAAAGAGUUAUAAAUACUUUGAUUCGUUUCCAAAAGAAUUGUUGAACAUCUUUUUCACCUCAACUGCCACCGUAGGAUUCCAUGCGGGUCAUCAACUUUUCAAAGAAACUAAAGACUCGCGAUAUUUCAGAAGAAAUCUAUGCGUUCAUGUCCAUCGAUCACACAACAAGAAAAUACUGAAUAAUGCUUACAGCAAAGCUGACUUCACUAUUGCAGCACUGUCUCAUAUGAUUUCAUUAGAAUCAUUUGAAAGUAAAGUUGAUAUCUAUGUCAUGACAAAUGAUCUUCCUUGGGCUCAAAUGCUUUUUACCAACUUCAAGAGGACUUAUAUAGCGGAGAUUGAUGAAAGAGAUAGACCAACAGUUGGUUGGGAGUUCAGUCGUCGUUUCUGCGACAAAGUCCUCUUAACGUCAACAAUGUCAAGUUAUGGCUGGUGGUUGGCUUAUCUAUCACGUGGUCAAAUGGCUUUCUACGAUGGUGAUUCGACAACCUAUGAAGCAUUUCACUCACAGAUAACGCCUAGUCAUUACUGGUUACCAAAAUGGAUGGCUUUAAAGUACUUACCAUCAAAUAAACAAGUGAUUCCCAUCGUUCUACAAGAUGUCUGA